AGGGCGGAGAGUAGAUUUCCGAUUGUCCGUGAAGCGGAUUAGGCUUCAGUGCUGCGUCUGUCCUCAUCCUCUCAGCUGAUCCGGAGAUCCGCUACUGACACACACACGCCCUGCCUCCUGUAUGCUCUGCUCAGCGCGGCACCAUGGAUUUCAACGUGAAAAAACUGGCUUCUGGGGCGGGGGUCUUCUUCACCCGAGCAGUGCAGUUCACAGAGGAGAAGCUGGGCCAGGCUGAGAAGACGGAGCUGGAUCCUCACCUGGAGAACCUGAUCAGCCGGGCCGACAGCACCAAGAACUGGACCGAGAAGAUGUUGAGACAGACCGAGGUGCUGCUGCAGCCCAACCCGAGUGCUCGGAUAGAGGAGUUCAUCUAUGAUAAGCUGGAUAAGAAGCUUCCCUCCAGAACCACCAACCCCGAACUGCUGGGCCAGUACAUGCUGGAGGCCGCCAACGAGUUUGGCCCUGGGACCCCUUAUGGCAGCACCCUGAUCACAGUGGGGGAGUACCAGAAGAGACUCGGGGGUGCUGAGCGCGAGCUCCUCCAAACCUCAGCUGCCACCUUCCUCACUCCUCUACGCAACUUCCUGGAAGGAGACUGGAGGACUAUAUCAAAAGAGAGGCGACUAAUGGAGAAUCGGCGACUGGAUCUUGACAUCUGCAAAGCACGCCUGAAAAAAGCCAAGCAGGCAGAAGCCAAAGCAGCAGCUGCACCCGAUUUUCAGGAGACCAGACCUCGCAAUUAUGUUCUUUCUGCCAGUGCAUCAGCGCUGCUGAGCGAGGAAGUGGACAAAGCGGAGCACGAGCUGCGUGUGGCGCAGACUGAGUUUGACCGGCAGGCUGAGGUCACCCGGCUGCUGCUUGAAGGAAUCAGCAGCACACAUCUCAACCACCUGCGCUGUUUGCAGGAUUUUGCAGAGGCUCAGGCCACCUACUACGCCCAGUGUCAUCACUACAUGCAGGACUUGCAGAGGGAGCUCAACAAAUGUGCUAAUGCUGCCAGCGGCCCCCACCCUCCUGCUGCUGUCUGCCCUGACCCUGUCUCUAAGGCAUUCCUGUCUGGACCAACAUCUCCAGGGGCCACAGUCUUAUCUUCGUCUAGUCAGAGGCCCAGCACGCUGGCCAUGGAGCAGCCACAGCUGCCUGUCACAGGCACCAGGAAGGCCAAGGUCCUGUAUGACUACGAUGCUCAUGAUUCCAGCGAGCUUUCCCUUCUGGCUGAUGAGCUCAUCACCGUGUACACUGUACCUGGAAUGGACCCUGAUUGGUUGAUUGGAGAACGAGGGAACCAAAAGGGCAAAGUCCCUGUCACCUACCUUGAACUGCUGAGCUAAUGGACCAGACAACAGGAUGCACACACACAC
Messenger RNA from Eleginops maclovinus (Patagonian blennie), 1361 nucleotides. RefSeq names its product SH3-domain GRB2-like endophilin B2b (gene sh3glb2b). The coding region runs from base 144 to 1331 and encodes 395 amino acids. NCBI's taxonomy places the organism in Eukaryota, Metazoa, Chordata, Actinopteri, Perciformes, Eleginopidae. Gene Ontology annotation, cellular component: membrane; cytoplasm. The transcript has 11 exons. Gene Ontology annotation, molecular function: protein binding. Gene Ontology annotation, biological process: membrane organization. The record is from RefSeq and is a predicted model, not a curated record.